AUGACACCAGCUUCCAAGAAAGCUCUGUGCUUGGCAAAUAUAGCUGCAUUUGGCAUUAUCUGCUCUGUUCUUGCAUUCUUUCUCUAUUUUGAGCCUCCAUCUCAUCUUUGCCCACCUCCCCCGACCGAUGAGGAAAAUUUUGAAGGCCUGGAUCUGAAUGAAAAGCCAAUAGUCCUGCUGUGGUUCUGGCCUCUGGGUGUGAAGUUUGAUUUCAAGGCUUGCUUUACCUACUACAACAUUGAUAGCUGUGUUCUGACAGACGACAGAUCUCUCUACAGCAAAGCACAGGGAGUUAUUUUCUUCCAUAAAAACAUAGACUGGUAUUUGCGAAACAUGCCGAAGGGGCCACGUCCAGCUUUUCAGAAAUGGAUUUGGUUCAAUGUGGAAUCGCCAAAGAACACAAAAAAGACUCCGGGUCUGGAAAACUUGUUCAACUUAACACUGAGCUACAGAAGAGAUGCUGACAUCCCGGUGAGGAACGAGCUCACUAUCAGGAAGACGGAUAUGAAUGAUGACUUUGUUCUGCCCAAGAAAGACAAACUGGUGUGCUGGAUUGUCAGUAACAACAUUCGAGCCACUGGAACAGCUGUGAGAGAAAGAUAUUAUCAUGAACUGUCCAAACACAUUAAAAUCCACGUCUUUGGUAGAGCCUUUACAUGGCGCCGUUUGCGUUAUGAGGACUAUUACUCAACCAUAGCUGGCUGUAAGUUUUACCUCUCAUUUGAGAACUCCAUUCACAGAGAUUACAUCACAGAGAAGGUCAACGGGCCGCUCGUUGCAGGGACGGUCCCGGUAGUUCUGGGUCCACCGAGAGAAAACUACGAGCAGUUCCUUCCUUCAGACGCCUUCAUUCACAUAAAAGAUUUCCCUGAUGCAAAGUCCCUGGCAGAGUUUCUGCUGGACAUGAAGGACGAGGCGUACAUGCGUUACUUUGAGUGGAGGAAGUUCUUCACAGCCACCCCUCAUCUUCUGUCAAUCAGCGAUGAAUUCAUUCAGCCCAUCUGCCUCGCCUGCGACCACAUGUCAAGAGACAGAGAUUUCCAUGUGGUUCAUGACCUUUAUAAGUGGAACUCUGCAUGA
Centropristis striata (black sea bass) is the source of this 1080-nucleotide messenger RNA. RefSeq names its product 4-galactosyl-N-acetylglucosaminide 3-alpha-L-fucosyltransferase 9-like. The record is from RefSeq and is a predicted model, not a curated record. Lineage: Eukaryota; Metazoa; Chordata; Actinopteri; Perciformes; Serranidae. The coding region runs from base 1 to 1080 and encodes 359 amino acids. The transcript has a single exon. Gene Ontology annotation, molecular function: alpha-(1->3)-fucosyltransferase activity. Gene Ontology annotation, cellular component: membrane.